Messenger RNA from Loa loa (African eye worm), 330 nucleotides. RefSeq lists its product as hypothetical. NCBI's taxonomy places the organism in Eukaryota, Metazoa, Nematoda, Chromadorea, Rhabditida, Onchocercidae. Bases 1 to 330 code for a protein of 109 amino acids. The transcript has 2 exons. The record is from RefSeq and is a predicted model, not a curated record.
AUGUUAAAUGACGUACGUGAACGUCUGAAAAAUAGUGACUUCUCAUUAUUUGGUAAUAUUGAUGAAAUUUUGGCUACAAUACCUUGUGAUUUAAAUGGACAUAUGCAAGCAAUAAUUAAAUUAAACAACAGUAUUGAUGAUCCGGUCACCCUCUUGAAAUGCUUAAAAUGUCCUGAUGCAAGUAUUUCCUAUGUAAAUGAUGCGCUUAUUGAUCGAUAUCAGGAAGAGCUUAAAAAUCGAACGAAAACUAUACGUUUAAAUGAAUUUUUAAAUCGUGAACAAAUUCAAACAGUAAUCAUCGAGACUAAUCGUAUGUUUAUAAAGUAUUGA